This is a messenger RNA of Sinocyclocheilus rhinocerous, 3198 nucleotides long. Its product is annotated as choline kinase alpha-like. Gene Ontology annotation, cellular component: cytoplasm. NCBI's taxonomy places the organism in Eukaryota, Metazoa, Chordata, Actinopteri, Cypriniformes, Cyprinidae. The transcript is spliced from 12 exons. The record is from RefSeq and is a predicted model, not a curated record. Gene Ontology annotation, biological process: CDP-choline pathway; phosphatidylethanolamine biosynthetic process. Gene Ontology annotation, molecular function: ethanolamine kinase activity; choline kinase activity. The coding region runs from base 200 to 1456 and encodes 418 amino acids.
AUACUGCGCACGAAUAAACGCGUCUGAAGCAGUGUGUUCUUCAUUACAGUAGUGCGUACAGUUAUACGGUGUCAAUUGGUCCCAUUAAAUCUGCGUUUAAAAUAUCUGAUAGUUAUAAAGCUGCAUAGAGAGUCUGUGACUUAAUUUAUUGCCUGCAAAUUUUGAUUAUUUACGUUUAUACCAGUAACCAACAGCAAAGAUGAAGACUAAAUUCAUCAAUGGCGUCUCUUCCUCGCCUUCAAUGUCUCUGGGUUUAUUGGUAAAUGAGAAUGUCCUCGAAGUCCAGCCAGACAUUGGGAACGACUGCAAAGACAUUAUUCGACCGGAUGAGCCCGACCACCAGACGAAGCAUAAGGCGUAUCUAUGGUGUAAAGAAUUCCUUCACGGAGCCUGGAAGUCCAUAGAUGAGGAUGAUUUCCAAAUCUCCAUUAUCAGGGGAGGUCUCAGCAACAAACUGUUCCUCUGUGCUUUGCCAGAGAAGCAACCAAGCAUUGGAGAUGAACCACGAAAUGUGCUCCUUCGUCUGUAUGGAGAAAUUCUGCAGAUGUCCUGUAAUAAAGGGGAUUCCAGACAAUCAAACACAGAAAAUCACUUUCAAGGAGCUGAUGCCAUGGUACUGGAGAGUGUGAUGUUUGCCAUCCUGGCCGAGAGGGAGCUUGGGCCCAAGCUCUAUGGCAUUUUUCCACAGGGGAGACUGGAACAGUUUGUCCCUAGUCGAAAAUUGUCCACAGAUGAGCUGAGUGUCCCUGGUAUAUUUGCUGAGAUUGCUGAAAAGAUCACCAGAUUUCAUGGAAUGAGAAUGCCCUUCAACAAGGAGCCAAAGUGGCUGUUUGGCACCAUGGAAAAGUACAUGGAUCAAGUGCUUCAGCUCACCUUCACCAGGGAGCACCAUCUACGAAACUUUUCCCGCCUUUUGAGCUACAACUUGCCUCAAGAGAUGGACAGUCUCAAGUGUCUACUUGAAUCAACUCCCUCUCCUGUUGUUUUCUGCCACAAUGACUUGCAAGAAGGAAACAUCUUGCUCCUGAGUAGCCGUGAGAACACAGACAGACAGAGGCUCAUGUUAAUCGACUUUGAAUACAGCAGCUACAACUACAGAGGAUUUGACAUUGGAAAUUUUUUCUGUGAGUGGGCUUAUGACUACACCUUUGACAAGUUUCCAUUUUUCAUCACCAACACCAAAAAUUACCCCACCAAAGCACAGCAGAUGCAUUUCUUUCAGACUUAUCUGUUGGAAUCUCAUGCUGGAUUUGAAAACUUGAGUGAGGAGGACCAGCUGAAACUCAAAGAGGAUAUGCUAGUGGAGGUUAACAGGUUCGCUCUGGCCUCCCAUUUCUUCUGGGGAUUGUGGUCCGUGAUCCAGGCCAAAAUUUCAACUAUUGAGUUUGGGUACAUGGAGUACGCCAUGGCCAGAUUUGACGCAUACUUUGAGCUCAAAAAGAAGCUCAGGGUUUAAAGAAAACAUGCAUAAAUUCCCAAACGGAUAGUAGGAAGAGGGAACAACUGCUCAUAUGGUGUCAAGAAAAGAGCGGAGCAAAUUUUGAAUGUGUUUAAAAGAGGAUGCUCUGCGUCUGUAGUGAUUCAACCGUGCUGCAUGGACCAAAAUCAAUGCAACAUACGUAUUUUUAAAAAGUGUCCCCAUAUGCUGAUUCUCAGUGUUUACAAGUUUAAGCUUCUCACAUUUAACACACCAGCCUGAGCUUCUGGACAGUUGGAGAAUAAUAGAGAAGAAUAACGAGGUCACAGGGGAAAAUAUUUUACGCAGCUGCAAUUUGAUUCACAAGUCAAAGAAUGGAGUGGUGGAAAGUUCUUCAUACUAACUUAAGCCUUGUGGUGUUUCUUAUCACCUAGUCAUGUAGUGUUAUCUAUACAACCGGUGAUAGAAGAUGCGCUGUUAAAGAGUAAGGUUCAAAAACUGGACCUGUUACCAGAAGAUGGUAACAGACCAAACAAUGUUAACACUGCGGUUCUGAUGAUUCAGCAUUGUGUUUGUUUCCAUUUCUGUUUCCAUUUUUUGGGUGUCCUUUUUACUGGAUGAUUUACCUCUUUUCUACUUCUAUUAGAUCAUGUCUUGUUUGAUGUCUGUUUCUAGUAGAUCCGCAUGAUGUGAAGUGAAAUACCCGUGGGACCGCACCAUCUGCGUGUAGUAUGAAAUAUCUGUCUUAACAUUGGAAAACUAUGGUUUUGACCAUAGUGAUGUCAUUCACCUCUUGUUAGAGGUGCUCGUUUAUUUUUUUCGUUUAUUUAUUUUUUAAGAAUUUGACAAGUAUGAGAUUACCCGCCUGUAUCUGAUUUGAUACUGAAUUGAUAACUGUUAGAUAUUAAUAUAAAACUUUAUAACAGUUGAUCUUAAAAUAACAGCCUUUUGUUUAAUAUAACAGUUGGUCUGAUUACAAUUUCACAGUGAACGUUUAUGAAUGUUUAUUCUCCUUUUCUUUUUUAAAAUGCUAUAAAAUAGUUUUACGACUGAACAAUAUUUACUUAGUUUUGCAUUUUAGUUCAACUUAUAACCUUAAAUUGCGGUAAAAGUAUUGUUUAUUUUUUCAUAUAUUUGAAAUAUAGGUAUUGUAAUACAAUAUUAUUAAGGCAGUCUUGCUUUUUUGCUAAUGGUAAUGUCGAAGGCACUUUCUGAAACAGUUCUGUGAAAAAGUUGUAUUAAUUGCAAAUGUAACUUUUCUAUUAUUUUUCUGCAACGGAAGUUGUAUUUUUCUUAAUAAGAAAGUGUUCUGUGUCAUUACUGAAAUAAUAUAAGUGGAUCUCUUGGCCCUUUUUUAACUAGUAUACUGGUGAUCAAUUGAUUUCUGUUCAAUCUUUCUAUCUUAAAUCAUAUAAAAUAAAAUAAAUAUAUUUAUUUACAUGUUCCUAUGUAACUGGUCUCUAUGAAUCUCAAUUUUUAGAACAUUAGUAAACAGAAAGGAAAAGUGAAAGUAUAGUGUUGAUGUUAAAUUUUUUUUAAAAGAAUAAUUGAACAUUAUUCCGUUUUUAAAAUCAGUUGUUUAUCUAGACAAGCUUUACUAACUUGUCCAUCUGUUAACAUCAAUAUAAAGCCUCUGAUGCUUGUUCUCUCUAAAUAUCCAUUAAAUGUAGAAAUAUAAAAAAUGAGGAAUAGAAAAUACAAAAGACUUAAGUGAAACCAUUCAACAGGUUGUAAUGUACUAAUUUAUGCUUGCAUAUGACUGUGAAUAAAGGGUUGUAAAA